AUGAACGAGAGUGCUCCUAAUGCGAUGUAUUAUGAUGGGCUUCUUAUACACAAACCUACUAUUCGAGAACGAACAUUGUCGCUCGUUCGAACAUUGUGGAACGAAGGCGGCGCCGCAAAUGGCAGAGGUUAUUGUGCUGGCAAGACACCAUUCCAUGUGGCAUGCGAUGAAGGUCGUUUAGAGGUUGUCAAGUCGCUACUGGAGAAGGGUGCUGACAUUGAUGCCAAGAGCAAUGAUGGAAAUACGCCAUUGCACUUUGCAUGCAGGAAAGGUCAUUUGGAGAUAGUCGAGUUGCUACUCCUGGAGAAUGGUGCUGAAGUGAAUGCCAAGAACGAUGAUGGAAACACACCAUUGCACUGCGCAUGCAGUCACGGUCAUUUGGAGAUAGUCGAGUUGCUACUCUUCGAGAAUGGUGCUGACAUUGAUGCCAAGAACUACGAUGAAGAAUUCACAUCAUUGCAUGAGGCAUGCGAUGAAGGUCAUUUGGAGAUAGUCGAGUUGCUACUCAAGAAGGGUGCUGACAUUGAUGCCAAGGACCAUGAUGGAAAGACACCAUUGCACCAUGCAUGCUGGCAGAAGGGUCAUUUAGAGAUAGUCGAGCUGCUACUCGAGAAUGGUGCUGAUAUUAUUAAUAAGCAUACCAAGAACAAUGAUGGAAUUCCACCAUUGUACAAGGCAUGCUGCAAUGGUCACUUAGAGAGCGCCAAGUGUCUACUCGAGAAGGGUGCUGACGUCAAUCUCGAAAACAAUUAUCCAAGCACGCCAUUGCAUAUAGCAUGCUACAAUGGCCAUUUGAAAGUAGUCAAGAUGCUGCUCGAGAAUGGUGGUGACAUUGAUGCCAAGAACUAUUAUGGAAACACACCAUGCCAUGAGGCAUGCUAUGGAGGUCAUUUAGAGAUAGUUAUGUUGCUACUCGAAAAUGGUGCUGACAUUGAUGCCAAGACCAAUUGUGGAUGCACACUAUUGCACUUUGCAUGCUACAAUGGUCAGUUAGAGACGGCCAAGUUGCUACUGGAGAGGGGUGCUGACAUUAAUGCCCAAGACAGUUUUGGAGACACGUCCUUGCACAAUGCAAGGGAUAGAGGUCAUUUGGAGAUAGUCGAUCAUUUGAAGAUAGUCGAAUGGCUUUUAGACAACGGUGCUGACAUUGAUGCCAAGAACAAUGAUGGAACGACACCAUUGUACAACGCAUGCGACGAGGGUCGAUUGGAGGUAGUCCAGUUGUUAUUCGAUAAGGGUGCCAACUUGAAUGCCACAAAAGCUGAUGGAGUGACAGCAUUGCAUAUUGCAUGCCGUGAAGGUCAUUUACAGCUGGUCAAAUGGCUUGUCGAGAAAGGUGCUGACAUUACUGCCCAAGACAGAUAUUUUGAGAAAACACCAUUACACUAUGCAUGCGAUCAAGGUUAUUUAGAGAUAGUCAAGUUCCUUCUCGACAAUGGUGCUGACAUUGGCUACGGCUACUAUCCAUUGGACCAGGCGUGUAUGAAGAAGAGUCUUAGAGAUAGUCAAGUUGCUAGCCAACUUUCUAGUCGAAAAGGGUGCUGA
Messenger RNA from Cylindrotheca closterium, 1545 nucleotides. The record is from the annotation of a GenBank genome assembly. Lineage: Eukaryota; Bacillariophyta; Bacillariophyceae; Bacillariales; Bacillariaceae.